Messenger RNA from Metarhizium acridum CQMa 102, 1344 nucleotides. The record is from RefSeq and is a predicted model, not a curated record. Lineage: Eukaryota; Fungi; Ascomycota; Sordariomycetes; Hypocreales; Clavicipitaceae.
AUGGUGAAACUCAGUGAGGACCAACUCAACGCUAUUAGCAUUAUCGAGCGUGCGUGUUCAGUGCCCUCGCUCCUGGGUUGUGUCUUCAUCAUCGCCACCUUCUGCGUGUCAAGCGCCUUCCACAAACCAAUCAACCGACUCGUUUUCUACGCUUCUUUCGGCAACAUGAUGGCCAACGUCGGCACGCUCAUGUCCAUCUCUUUCCUGAACAAUCUAAGCUCAUUUGGCUACAUACGAUGGCUGCUUCAUGCUGACAACCCCCCGAGCUUCACACCCGCGGAUUCCUUCUGGAUAUUGGCCAUGGCCAUCAACGUUUAUCUCACCUUUUACUAUAAGUUUGACGCGCAGCGCCUGCGCAAGAUGGAAUUGUGGUACUUGAUUGGCUGCUAUGGGGUUCCUUUUGUUCCUGCCUUUUCCUAUAUUUUCGCACGGAACAAGCUUGGACAGCGCAUCUACGGAAACGCGACGCUAUGGUGCUGGGUGUCGACCGAAUACGAUACUCUCCGUGUUGCCACACUAUAUGCCCCAGCGUGGAUUGCUAUUCUCAUCACUUUCGCUAUUUACAUACGAGCCGGUCGCACGAUCUACGAGAAACGCAAGCAGCUGCACGAUUUUCACUUGUCGGAUCCCGACCCCUUGUCUGUAGACGGCGAGGCUCUAGGCACGGUCAAAAGAACGGAAGUCAUGAUAACCAGCGAGGCUGUUGGUGAGCCUGGAAUCGCUCUUGGCCCUAUGCGACGACACGAUUCUUCUUCCGCAGACAAUCCCCAAAAUGCCAGUGCCGCAUACUCAGUCCAUAUAUCUGCCGACAACUCCAUGACCUCUGACGACAAACCUAUACUUCCCAUGCCGGGCACAACCAUUCACCACGCUAGCACCGUACAGAUUGCGUCUCACAGGCUUUCUAAACCCGCUCGACGACAUAUCCAUGAGCUCAAUAAUGCGGCGUGGUCCUAUACCAAGUGCGCUAUCCUGUUCUUUACAGCUCUCUUGAUGACAUGGAUUCCAGCCAGCGCUAACCGAGUCUACUCUGCUGUUCAUCCGGGAGAUGUCUCUGUUCCGCUCCUGUUUAUGAGUGCCUUCGUCAUACCACUCCAGGGAUUCUGGAAUGCCGUCAUAUAUGUUGUCAUAUCGUGGGGUGCGUGCAAGAAUUUGUUUCACGACUGGAAGCUCGGCCCGGUUUCCGGGAGUAUGGGAGCGAACGAUGCAACUGGCCGCAAUCAUCAGCGUUACGCAACCCAGUUCAAGUCUCCAGCAAGGGCUCACGUAGGAUGGGAGUCGGAGAGCGUGACCGAACUUGCCAGGGCCACAUUAAAUUCAGCUGAUGGACAGGGAAAAUACUGA